UAGCCGAGGGUACUACAGAAAAAGCUAUUAGACUGUGAGUAAAGUGGGAUGGAAAAGAUAGAAUAUUUCUUCUCCAUUAUUUUUCGGCUCGUGUUACAUUAAUUAGUACAUCAAGAAAUGAUAGGCAAAAUACUACAGAGACCUUCCCUUUAUAUUCUCUUGCACCCUUCUCUUGAUCACCAGUCUAUUAACACCAUAGAGAGAGAGAGAGAGAGAGAGAGAGAGAGAGAAAGAUAUGUUCAUCUCACAAUCUAACAAACUCUUUAGUCUAAAACCUCUAGUUUUCAAAAUACUAGUAGUUGUGUUGCUUAGCAUCACAAUCAAUAGAGAGCCUUGCGCCACCCCGACGCGGCGAUCGUUGCUGGAAACGAUGCUUUUCGAGGGGAACCUAAGCUUCAACAACAUGGAGCAUGCAUCAAGGGACUUCGGCAAUAGAUACCAUCUCAUGCCAUUGGCAGUCCUAUACCCAAAAUCCGCCUCCAACAUUGCCCACAUCAUCAAACACGUGUUCGAGCAAGGCCUGAGCUCCGACCUCACGGUGGCGGCCCGGGGCCACGGCCACUCCCUCGAGGGGCAGGCCCUGGCGCCCGGGGGCGUGGUCGUGGACAUGGAGUCGUACAAGUCUCCUGCGAUGACAUUCCACACGGCCGGGAAGCACCCGUACGUGGACGUCUCCGCGGGCGAGCUCUGGAUAAACAUCCUGCAUGAGAGCGUCAAAAGGGGCCUCACUCCCAAAUCUUGGACAGAUUAUCUCCACCUCACCGUCGGAGGCACCCUCUCCAACGCCGGCAUCAGCGGCCAGGCUUUCCGGCAUGGCCCUCAGAUCAAUAAUGUCUACCGACUACGUGUUGUCACAGGUUCAUUAUCACAUGCACAAACACAAACACAAAAAAAUAAAUUCAAACAUUUCUUUUUUCUACUAAUUUGUGCAGGCAGAGGGGAUGUGGUGAGCUGCUCAGACGAGGAGAACGCCGAUCUCUUCAAUGCAGUUCUCGGAGGAUUAGGGCAAUUUGGGAUCAUGACAGAGGCCAGAAUUGCUCUAGAGCCAGCUCCAACAAAGGUUAAAUGGAUGAGAGCACUUUACUCGGAUUUCACCACAUUCACCAACGAUCAAGAGCGUCUGAUAUCUUCAGGAAAAGGGUUGGACUAUUUAGAAGGAUUCGUGGUGAUAAACAGAAGCGGCCUACUAAACAACUGGAGAUUAUCGUCCUUCAAUCCCAAAGAUGCUGCGCAAGCACAAGAGUUCAGGUCGGAGGGAAGGAUUUUGUUCUGCUUGGAGCUCGCCAUGUACUUCAACAAAGAAGACGUCGAAGCGGAAGUGGACAGCCUUUUAGCUGAGCUCAGCUACAUUCGCUCCACGCUCUUCGUGUCGGAGGUGCCCUACGUGGACUUCCUCGACAGGGUGCACGUGUCGGAGAUGAAGCUCCGCGAGAACCAGCUGUGGGACGUGCCGCAUCCGUGGCUGAACCUCCUUGUGCCGAGGAGCAGCAUCCAUGGCUUUGCCCACCAAGUUUUCAACAACAUUGUUAAGGAUACAAGCAAUGGCCCUGUCCUAAUCUACCCUCUCAACAAAUCAAGGUGGCGAAACGGGACGUCGUUGGUGACUCCUGAGGAGGAAGUGUUCUACCUAGUGGCGUUCCUGAGCUCGGCGGUGCCGUCGUCUACAGGGAGAGACGGCCUGGACGCCAUUGUAGCUCGGAACAGACGGAUUGUAGAGUUUGUUGGCGGCUCCAAUUUGGGGAUCAAACAGUAUUUGCCACAUUACAGCACCACACACGAGUGGAGGGCUCAUUUUGGGAGUAAAUGGGAGGUUUUCCUAAGGAGGAAGAUGUUGUACGACCCCCUCGCCAUCCUGGCUCCGGGCCAGAGGAUUUUUCCCAAGCCCAACUUCAAAAACACUUCUAAAUCAAUUCUAACACGUUUACAUACAUAAUCAUAAAUAUAAUGGCAAGAGGCCAGAGGGGAUCACUGUUGCUCUCACACGUGCUGCUUUUUCUCACAUGUAACAAAACUUGACCCCAUGUGACUUGCUUCUUCCCAAAUCCAUUUAUGCAUUAUUUUACUUCCUUUUA
Molecule: messenger RNA, 2072 nt
Organism: Salvia miltiorrhiza (redroot sage)
Lineage: Eukaryota; Viridiplantae; Streptophyta; Magnoliopsida; Lamiales; Lamiaceae
Product: cytokinin dehydrogenase 1-like
Exons: 4
Coding region: 236-1933 (565 amino acids)
Biological process (GO): cytokinin metabolic process
Molecular function (GO): FAD binding; cytokinin dehydrogenase activity
Source: RefSeq, a predicted model, not a curated record